CGGGCGCCAACGUUCAGCUCACCGCGUGCAGAUCCGACAACAUACAUUCUCACGUGCGACCGUACAAAUAUUCGCAUUUCGGAGCAAAUUUUUUUUUCCAGUGCAACGAUUCGCAUCCCCCCGUUUAGAUUUAACAUGAACAUUGUGUAAAAUGUUGACGUAAACAUAUAUAUGUGUUUUUUUUACACAAAGAUAGUAAAGCUAAACCUCUGGGCUGGCAUAAGGACGCCGCGGUGGCGAAUGUGCGGAUCGCAGACGCGCGGUUGGUGCUCGCGGUGGUCGUCGCAAGAUGGCGGGCGAGCCCGUGUAUUGCGUUUGCCGCCUCCCUUACGAUGUCACUCGCUUCAUGAUCGAAUGCGACGUCUGCAAGGACUGGUUCCACGGCAGCUGUGUUGAUGUUGAGGAGAGUGCAGCAGCCAGCAUUGACCUGUAUCACUGCCCCAACUGCGUGAAGCAUCAUGGUCCCUCUGUCAAAGCUCCUUACCCCCGUGCAGUGCGCAGGCGGAGGAACCAGAGCUCAAAGCAGCAGGAGGCAGGAGUGGUGCUUGACAAGGUUUCGGGAACGGCUGGGGGGAAAGGCGUUACUGGAGGGGGCGCCAUGUUGGCAGGGGCGGGCUUGGGCGGGAGCAAACCCGUGCAGACUGGCUCCUCCAUCUUCAUCAAGGAGCUGCGCAGUCGCAUGUUUCCCAGUGCGGACGAUGUUCUGCUGAAGCCGCACGGCAGUCAGCUGACACUGCAGUACCUGGAGCAGGCCGGCUUUGAGACGCCCAUCCUCGUCGCCAAGAAGGAUGGUCUGGGCAUGAUGGUGCCACCCACCUCCUUCACCGUGAGCGACGUGGAGCAAUACGUGGGCAGUGAACGUCUCAUCGAUGUGAUUGACGUGCCCCGCCAAGCGAGCGUGAAGAUGACGCUGGGCGAGUUUGUACAGUACUACAACAGCCCCAAUCAUGGCCAGGUGAUGAACGUCAUCAGCCUGGAGUUCUCCAACACCCGCUUGUCCGCGCUUGUGGAGCCACCCGAGGUGGUGCGCAACCUGUCGUGGGUGGAGAACUACUGGCCCCUGGACUCGCAGUUCCCCACCCCACACGUGGAUAAGUACUGCCUGAUGGGCGUCAAGGACAGCUACACUGACUUCCACAUCGACUUUGGUGGCACCUCCGUGUGGUACCACGUACUCAAGGGCGAGAAGAUCUUCUAUCUGAUCAAGCCAACCAACGCCAACCUGGCCCUGUACGAGCGCUGGAGCCUCUCUUCCAACCAGAACGAGAUGUUCUUCGGGGACCAGGUGGACAAGUGCUACCGCUGCACGGUGAAGCAGGGCCAAACGCUGCUCAUUCCCACAGGCUGGAUCCACGGCGUGCUCACCCCCGUCGACUGCAUCGCCUUUGGUGGAAACUUCCUUCACAACCUCAACAUCGGCAUGCAGCUGAGGGUGUCUGAAAUGGAAAAGCGCCUCAAGACGGCUGACCUCUUCUCCUUCCCCAACUUCGAGACGCUGCUGUGGUACACCGGCCGGAGCCUCCUUGAGACCUUCCGUGAGCUGCGAGCACGCGGGAACCAGCCGCCCGCCUACCUGACGCAAGGAGCCAAGGCCCUCAACUCCACCCUUCGCUCGUGGAUGCGCAAGGAGGUGCUGGGGGACCAUGAGCCAGAUAUCCCAGAUGACAUCAACUAUGGGCAGCUCACCAAGGAUCUGGCGAAGGAGAUCCGCAUUGCGGAGAAUCCCCCAAGUGGCGGUGGCGGCGGUGUGACGGGGGCAGCUGCGGGAGUGGGGGGCGGCCGCCGCGGGGUUGCACGAACCACCUGGGGCGGGGCUGAGCCGCUGCUGCUGGAGCCGGGCCCUCGUGCCGUGCGGCUCGUGCCCGGUCACACGGCGCUGUCGGACAGCGAGGGGGAGCCGGGCGAGGUGAUCAUCGGCGUGCGCCACAAGCCUCCGCGCGCCCUCGGCCCCGACGCCGGCCCCGGCCCCGUCGCGGGCCCCGGCACCGCCAAGGGCAAGCGCUCGAAGAAAGGGAAAGGACGCGCAGCGAAGGCCAACAUGGGGCUCGACGCUCUGGAGAUUCACACGGUGGAGGGGCUGCACAAGAUGGGCACGACUAAGAAGGGCGCGAAGGCGACUCCUCGUUCACCGCAGAAGGGCAGGCUGGGCAAGGGUGUGCAGAUAGUGCCCACUGGCGCAGACGUGAAGACCCUGGACAGCGAGAACGUUCGUCUCGUGCUGUCCAACGGCAAGGUGCUGAGCAAAAAGAAGACCAAAAAAAAGCUUGGCAGUCCAUUUAAACAUCACACCAAGGAUCUGAAGCAGGGGGAGGUGGGGAAGUUUGAGCCGAUGUUUGGCGUGGGAGGAGGUGCCGCGGGAGGCGUUGUAGUGGCCGCUCCCGUGGGGGGCACAGUUGUGGUGGGGGGCACUGGGGCGGCCGCAGGUCUCAAGAAGGAGGCUAAGACUGCGAGGGAUGCCUACGACUAUGACUCGGACGAGGACCGCAUGGCGAUCGAUGAGACGCCCAUCAAGAAGGGCCGCAAGGAGGCGUGGAAGCACACAGGAAAAGAGCGGCCAGUUAAAGUGGAGGUGAAGAAAAGCUGGGCUGUGCCUGCAUCCGCUGUAAAGAAGGAAACCAAGGCCAGCCCAGUGGUGGAGCCCGGCUCUGAGGACGAGGAUUCCCUGCAGAUUGACGUCGGGGGUGCGGGCGGAGUGGCCGAGGGGGCCGUGCCCCGUGGCGUCGGAGGCUCCAUCCUCGACCUGCUCAAGGCCAGCCGGCAGGUUGGCAACGACGGUGAGCCGCCGGCAUCUCCAAGCACGCGCGAGGCUAUCCAGGGCAUGCUCUCGAUGGCGGGCUCAGCCACGCGGCUCGGCUGGCCCGUAACCGGCUCCCAGGUGGGCGGGCGAAGGCACGCGGCGGCCGCCGCGGCCAUGGCCGCGGCGGCCGCGGCCGCUGCCGCCGCGGCCGCGGCCACUGGGACGACAACGGCGGCGGGCGAUGCCAGGAGAGGGGCCCAGCGGCAGAGGCCCGAGGCGCGGCCCGGCCGCUCGACGAGCGAGGGGGAUGGGGAUUCUGAGGACGACGACCUGGACCCGUGCUUCAAGGACUCGGAGUACGUCUACCCUUCCCUGGAGUCGGACGACGAGGAGCCGGUCUUCAAGUCUCGCACCAAGAAGAAGAAGGGCGUGGGAGAUGCACCUUGGAACCCUGGAGCCAAAGUGGUGCCUACGGUGCCACGUCCCGAGCGGCCGGUGAGAGAGGGUACGCGCGUCCCCUCCAUCGAGACCGGCCUCGCUGCUGCCGCCGCUAAACUCUCACAGCAGGAACAGCACAAGCCGGCCAAGCGGAAGUACCUGCGCAAGCGUGCCGCCACCGUGCCGGGGGCGGGGGGCGUGGGAGAGGUGGACCCCCUCGCCGCAGGGGCCGCCGCCGUCUCCGCCGCCAUCUCCGCGACCGCUGAGGGCAGCGACCCUCUUGGGGAGGAACCCCCCAAAGAACCCCAGGGCUCCCCGGACGCUCGCUCACAGGAGUUCUUCACGGGGAGCCUCGCCGACCACGAGUACACGUCGGCAGGGGGCGGCACCUUCGGCCUGGCGCGGGGAGCCACGCCCAUGGCUCCCGGCGUGUUCCUGUCAUCACGGAGACCCAGCGCCCCCGUGCCCAGCACCCCCACCGCCAACCUGGGGUCCCCCAAAGCGGGGAAGAGGCCUCGGAAGGGUCUGGCCACUGCCAAGCAGAGGCUGGGGAAGAUCCUGAAGAUUCAGAAGAACGGCCGCUUCUUAUUGUGAGCGCUUAAUUGGGGGGGGGGGGGGGGUUGUGUGUUUGUGUUGACAGAGAGAUCUUGACGUGCUCGGAGUUCCUUCAAUGCACGCUCCGGCUAGCCAAUACUACCACCGUGGCCUAUAGACAGUGUUGGGAGGAUGUAUUUUGAAAAUAAAUCCAUCUUUAUUACUUCUUACUUCACAUUUUGAACUAGUUAUGUAUUUAUUUUAUUGUUAGAGCACUGUAUUCCGUUUGAUUGCUUUUAUGAUCUGCAUAGUCAAAUUCAAAGGGUAUCUCGCUGCUCUAAGGCGCAAACGGGCACCACUUAUUUAGAACUGUUGAUGUCCCUGCGGCUGGUGUUGGGAAUUCCACAUUCCCGAAGAAAUGCCAGUGUCUAUAAAUCGUCGAAAGUUGACUUACCUGCAAAUUGGUGCUAAAUUUAUGAGAAGAAAUAGAUACUUACAAGCUGAGUCAACCCUCCCAUUCAUUAACUUAUUUAACCAGGAGAUAAAGUGAACUCGUUUAGAUGCAUGAAACAACAUUUCCCCUUUUGCCAGCGUGUGCACUUUUAAUUCACAAGCUAAUGACUUAGAGGUGAGCACUUUGAUUUAGCUUUCAUUUGAACGAUUUAACCUCGGAAUUAACAGAAUCGUUCAACUAAUAUUGUUGCUGUCCUGACAUUAACAUAAGCUACCAGUGAGAUUAUUUUACCCUUUGAUUUUUUGACAUGUUUAUAAUUUAGGAUGUAAUCGUAAAAGUUAUUAUUUGGAAUGUGCUAAAUGUAAUUAAAUUGUACACUAAAAAUGGAGUAAUAUGUCACGAACGGUCACCUGCGUUUAGUGAUCCAAGUGCAGUGAUGCGUCCCCCCCCCCCCAGCACUGCCUACAAAAGCCACACACACGGACACAGCUUCACACACGCAACAGCAGCAACACUGGUAUAUCGCACUCCGGAGGAUCCGAGUACGUCAUACGUCACAAGUAUUUCAAUGAUGGUGCAAUUUUUUCAUUAUCUUUUUCUCUCAGUGUUAGCGAGCAAGCCACAAUGGUCGCAGUAGAUGCAGCCCACUGCCAACGCAUGCACUACAGGUGUUGCAUUAAAGUCUUGGUAAAAGUUCGUAGCUUAAAUUCCGAUUCUCGUUGAGGCCACAUUUUGCCAAUGUCAAUUUGGCAUGAACAAGAUGCAAAUUAUUUCCUUUGGCAUUGGUAGUUAAGCACAAAAAGCACCUCCGCUGUCGUGAUUAAACCUGAUCCCGUAGUUUUGUUGCAAAGUCAAUGGCUGUCCUGCAAGGUCUGGUCUGAGUCUCGUCAUCGUCGCCACCAUCUGGCUGUAGGUCUACUAUUUUGUCUGUGACCUCGGGGCUGCUCAAAUGUCUGUCUGGGUGACCUGCCUCUUCCAGUCUGCAUACAUCUCCGUCCAUCGCUGUCUUGCUCAAACAAGCAAUGUGGCAGUGCUCAUCUCCAUUGGCGGCUCUGGUUGAAAUUCCACAUUCCCAUGGUGGAGGCCAGUGACAAACACUGAUGACUUCCUACAAAAUGGUUAGUACUUCCCACUCGCAGUUGGAAGGUCACGAGUUUAAAUCUUAAUCGGGGGUCAACUCGUCCUAUCAUCUCUCCAGGGCCGAUAUAAUUAUAACUUUUUGUGGGAAUUCCACAGAAGUCACCCUCUUACAAAUUAGGCAUUUGAUUGGUGGUGGAUAUGGGAUGUUUUUGGUCUGUGCACCAACCAAAACAAUCGUUGAAUAAACAAGAAACUUGGUCAGAUGUUCAAUCCUACACAAUACUGUUUACUUCCACAAGAGCUCGAUUGUGUUUGUUAUUUCAGCGCCUCACACUUGUUAGGUGUUAUUGCUGGUCUCUGCAGCUGGGUCUUGUCAUGGGGUCUAGUAAGAGUGAUGAGCGACAUCUGUAAUGUCAAUGAUGGGUCACUGUAAUACGCCUCAUGCAUGUGGUGGUGAAGGAUAUCGCGAAAGAAAUACAUGUGUUUUGACUAUUGCCUGUGUCAUACAUUGAAACGAAUGGCAAUUAAUGUGUAAUGCAUUUCAUAAGCCAUUUGUUUCAAUGGGAAAAAUAAUAAAAUCACUAUAUCCUUCAGAAAGGUAUUGCCCAUUGGUAAAAUGUUGUUGCCUAAAGUGAGAAAUACCAUGUGAUAUAGGCAAUAGCAAGUCAAUAGGUACCCAGAAACACCAGGACGUGCUAAUGGUAAUACUAUUCUUGCCGCGUACUGGCCAUUAUCACCAGUCUUAUAAUUGGCAUUUUUGGACAUCGUCACACGCGUGCCCUGUCGCAACACAGUAUAAGUUACAUAGAGAUUGAGUGAAGGUGUGUGUGUGUAAUCCUUUGAGGUGGUGGUUCAAUUGUCACUGAGAAGAAGCUAACCUGUGACCACGUGAGCAACAAUGUGUUUUUAUAUUGGGAAAUCCGCGGUCUGUGAGACAGUCUGGCCAAGCAGUUUUGAAAUAAAUAAUGAGAAUAGUUAAAAACUAUAGGAAAUCUUAAACGUUUGUUGUUUUGUUGUAGAUUUUUUGUAUUUAUUUAUGACUUUUUUCUAAUCACAAUACUGCAGUGUAUUAUCAUUUGUAACAUUUUCGGAUGACAUGUUGCAAGCAUUUUUUAAAAUUUACUUUAACAUUUAGAGGCAAGACUUAUUUUACUAAAUAUGCUCUCCGUUUCGAAAUGUCGUAAGCUUUUUUGAGAUAUUAUUUCGUAUUCUAAUUUAAGUGUGCAUAAGUUCUGUAAAAAAAAAAAGUUUAUUACCUCUUACACACUAGUUUCUAAUAAAUAUUAAGCCCAAAAUUAAAGCACUGCAGAUUUAGUGAGUUCUGUAAAAUGUUCUACUUACCCUACGUUAUAACAAGUGGCCCAAUGAAGUGUCGGUCGUCAUAAGUGAAUUGGUAUUGGUGAGUUCGAUCAAACGUUAGGCCCUGGUAAAUUUGGCUAAAGUCACCCCACAGCUCGACCCUAUGAAAAAUGUGAAGACUAAUUUUAGCUGGGUCGAACGUCAAAUAAUGAAGCAUUUCCCUGCUGAAAUAUAAUGCGUGGCAGUGCUCUUCUGCUGACAACAAGCCAUUGUCAGAAUAAUUGCACAUUCCUGCUGUGCGCGACCAUCCUCUCCAUGAAACCAACCCCCGUGAGGAAGUAGUUUUGGCUGAGUUGACCCCCAUCCUGGAUAUUCGAACGUCCGUCCGUCCCACCGAGUCGUGUGAUCUAAUCACAGAGCCACUGGGCGCAUGUGAGAAUAUUCCAUUGAGAUCGCGUAAGAUCACCGAAAACCACUGAACAGCUGACGUGAGCACCUAGUGUGUACGAGGUAUCGGUGAACACUUGUAUUUUAUUGUGUUCUUAUCUGCACAGCGGCACCGACUUUGGCAGUUGUGCAAUCUGCCAUCAGCCCACCUAGGCCUUCCCAGUUGCUCCAGAGGAAGUUCAGCGCAGUGCUCAUCCUUUGUCCACUGUUAACACGUUUGUGAUGAGAGUGAAUUUGAGAAAAGUUGCAGCUUUGUUUUAUCGUAACAUCACUUAGAAUGUGUAUGCUACUCCACUGUGUGUCAAUUUGUAAAACGCAGGUAGGUAAUUGAGACUGGAACCGAUGAUUACCAAUGAACAAGCAAUAUAUAUAAAAAAAAUUGGUGCGUUGAGCCUGAAGUUAAAAUGAAGACGUGAGAAUCAUUACCCGAACCCAGGUGGAUAGCGGGGCAGCUGUUUGUGCAGAUAAAAGCAGAUUUGCUGAGAUGACUUUUAAUUUGUCGCUUUGUACCCUCCCAACUAACUGAACGGAUACUGUUCUUACUGUUUGUGGUACGCAAUUCAGUUGACCGCUCAGACUCGUGAGUUACCGGUAAUAAGUUUAUGUUUUAGACAUUAAACUAGAGUGUAAAAAAAGAAUAUAUAUUUUUUUGCAGCCAACAAUAUUCUGACUAAGUUCGAGUUAAGGCUUUCUUUUUGUGUACAUUUACAAACUCUGCAGACUGUCUAUUUGACAGCGUAACGAGAAGCAUUAUUUUAUACGGAACACAAUUGUAACCGGCCCAACAUGUUUUUUUAAAACACUGAAAGUUUUGAGAAUAGUUCUGUUGUAUUUUGUAAGCAGCUUUUUGUAGGUUGUUAACAGAGUUUUGAAAUCUGUUUUUUUUUAAAUGACACUUAACGAUAGUAACCCGCAUUUAAAGGCCGUGAUAAAAACCUUUUUGUACUUUGUAAUGUAAUCAUUUCCCGUGUGUUCAUUGCGUGCGGUUGUCACUUGUACAGACGUGUUUGUGUAUGGGUUUGAAAGUGAUGUCUCAUUCAAGGUUAUUUGCCUUCAUAGACACCACAUGUAUCAUCCAGAAGUGCUUGGAACUAAUGGUUUUAUUUGUCCAUUAAAUUUUCUGGUUAUUGCUAUU
Messenger RNA from Petromyzon marinus (sea lamprey), 8124 nucleotides. Its product is annotated as histone lysine demethylase PHF8-like. The record is from RefSeq and is a predicted model, not a curated record. NCBI's taxonomy places the organism in Eukaryota, Metazoa, Chordata, Hyperoartia, Petromyzontiformes, Petromyzontidae.